GACGUCUGUAAGCGAACUAUAAGACCUUCGGCGACGACGUUAGUAACCCUACUGGAGCUUCCAGCAGAUCGCGGCAGAAGUGCGACGUUCGUCUUUCAGCAGAUCGUCAUGCCUUUCCAGAGGUACGUGGAGAUCGGGAGGGUAGCGCUCGUCAACUAUGGGAAGGAGUAUGGGAGACUUGUUGUUAUUGUCGAUGUCAUCGAUCAGAAUCGAGCCUUAGUUGAUGCUCCUGACAUGGUUCGAGGACAAAUGAACUUCAAAAGGCUGUCGCUGACUGAUAUCAAGAUUGAAAUCCCCCGAAUUCCCAAGAAGAGCAAACUGAUCGAGGCUAUGGAAGCAGCUGAUGUGAAGAAUAGAUGGGAGAAGAGCUCUUGGGGGAGGAAGCUGAUUGUGCAAAAGAGGAGAGCUGAACUGAAUGAUUUUGAUAGAUUUAAGGUCAUGUUGGCUAAAAUUAAGAGAGGAGAUUCCAUCCGACGUGAGCUUUCAAAGCUAAAGAAGAGUGCUUCAAAGUGAGGCUUUUGAAGAAUUAAUGGCUGAUUCUGUUCCCAUUAUUGCAGGAUUAAGUUGAGUGUCUACCAACCGUUAGAAAAAUUGUAGUUUUGGUCGGUGUUAUGAACUUUUGUGGAUUCUUUAAAGUUUGACGUUUU
Messenger RNA from Phalaenopsis equestris, 647 nucleotides. RefSeq names its product probable 60S ribosomal protein L14. Gene Ontology annotation, cellular component: cytosolic large ribosomal subunit; ribosome. NCBI's taxonomy places the organism in Eukaryota, Viridiplantae, Streptophyta, Magnoliopsida, Asparagales, Orchidaceae. The transcript has 5 exons. The record is from RefSeq and is a predicted model, not a curated record. Gene Ontology annotation, biological process: ribosomal large subunit biogenesis; translation. The coding region runs from base 109 to 513 and encodes 134 amino acids. Gene Ontology annotation, molecular function: structural constituent of ribosome; RNA binding.